GACAGUGUUUAGUAGGACCCGUAGAUCACAACGAUAAUGUUGAAUUUUAUUCGUGCUGAAAAAAAUCAAUUAAAAAAUAUUAUCUUAUCUAUCGAUAAUUGUCAUUGUCUUCAACGGAUUAAUGCAACAGUCGACGCCUACCAGUAGUGAGUUAAACAUGGAGAGCACUGGUUCCACACAUGCGAAUAUGAAGCAUAAUUCGGGCGAAUUUCUGUGCCGAAUGUGCAAUAAAUCUUUUGCUUUCAAGAAAAAUUAUGAUGAUCAUCAUAUUGUACAUGAUGUUGAACAAAUUUGCGGGCCAGGAGUGGUGCUAUCUGUUCAGAAUGAUGUGUCCCCGGCCAAAAAACUGAAAAUACAUGCGUGUGACCAGUGUGACAAGUCUUACCAUCGCAAAGAUCACCUGACUCGUCAUAAACUGGAGCAUACCGGUGAAAGGCCUCAUAUAUGCAUCGUAUGCCUGAAAUCAUUUGUACGGAAGGAUAAACUAACCAGGCAUGAAAAAAUACAUUAUAAAGAUAGCAGGAUACAAUUUAACUGCCCAGAUUGUAACAGGAAGUUCUUGAGAAAGGAUUCUAUGGAAAAACAUAGGAAAUCGCAUGGCGAGCAGGCCAUUAAAGGCAAGCCGAAAUGUACAUGUGCUGCCAAUGCGACAGCAGUUGAUAACACUGAAUCUGUUAAAAGUGGAGUAGUGUCAAGAGUUAAAAGUGGCGAUCUUAAAUCUGGAAAUGAUGUAAACAACAAAAGUGAAAGGAUUGGUCAAAGUAUUGUUCAUGUAACCAGUGGCUGUGCAGUAAGCACAGCAAAUAUGGUGAACAUUGCAAAUAGCGUGUUUAGUGCAACUGAUGCUGAUAAUGGUGAGGGAAAUACCCAUAUUGGAAAUGCAUCAAAUGUUUCAAAAAGUGUGCACGAAAGUAGUAGUGUUAACAAUAGAAAUAGCAUAUACAGUGGGAGUGCUGACGGGAAUACAUUAACCAUGUCAAAAAGCGAAGGAUAUAGCGAUAAAAGUGGAAAUAGUUUGCACAGUACAGGUGCUUAUAAAAGUGACUCACAAGCUGAGGUUACUGUCAAAAGUGAAAUUGAAAAUUCUGCAGCCAUAGAUAGUGCCAUGAAGCAGUCCAGAUGUGAAGGCAGUGUAGAAAAUAUGCAGGUUCCACAACCUAGAGGACCAGCUGGCUAUUGGUUUGAUCCUCGACAGGGUCACGGUCACCCUCAUUUUUUCAAUCCAGCAUCUGGAUUUACCCCAGAAAUGGACUUGAGGGUGAAUUAUCAUUGUCAGUUAAACUGUAAUACAGCUAAAAACUCAAGUGAUCAUGGAUGGUCAAAAUGACAGU
This is a messenger RNA of Ruditapes philippinarum (Manila clam), 1331 nucleotides long. RefSeq names its product zinc finger protein 254-like. Bases 122 to 1327 code for a protein of 401 amino acids. Gene Ontology annotation, molecular function: chromatin insulator sequence binding. The record is from RefSeq and is a predicted model, not a curated record. Lineage: Eukaryota; Metazoa; Mollusca; Bivalvia; Venerida; Veneridae. Gene Ontology annotation, cellular component: chromosome. The transcript is spliced from 2 exons. Gene Ontology annotation, biological process: regulation of transcription by RNA polymerase II.